GCAUAUAAUUUAUUAAAUAUUUAUGCCACAGAAGUCGUCGGUCUCGUACCUCAGGCUACACUUAUCAAACAAGACGCUGCCACAGAACUUAGGUUCAUGUUCUCGUAGGAGGAGCUGCUUCGCCCACAGCAGCAACACAACAUGAUGAUCAUCAUCAUCAUUGCCGCCGCCGUCGGAAUUAUUACGUACUAAUUAGUAAGGGAGUUGCUAAAGGUCGCCCUUAAAAUUGCUAAAUGUCGCCCUAAAAAACAUCAAAGUUACAAAUUUAACCUUUUAGCUUCUUUACUCUUCCUUUAGCAAACAAACACCACUUAGUAAAGAAAAUAAAACAUUAUUCAAAAGAGAGAAUCCAUCAUCGUCAUUCUGGAGUUGGAAUCGUCGAUAUGAUGUCUGAAUCAUGACUAGCGACUCUAAAUCGGUAAAUUUCACUCAAAAAGUUGAAAAAAAAAACAAAAAAAGGGAAUCGUAGCUCAUUUGCGGUUGCACCAUGGGUCAACCGCAGCUCACUUGCGGUUGCACCAUGGGCCAACCGCAGCUCACUUGCGGUUGGUCCAUGGUACAACCGCAGCUCACUUGCGGUUGCACCAUGGACCAACCGCAAGUGAGUUGCGGUUGCACCAUGGACCAACCGUAACUUGCCUUAGGUUGAGCGUUUUUUUGGAAAUUUCGUUAGAGAAUGGGCGACGCCGACGGCGGAAAAGACGCCGACGAACUGGUGCGUCGAGAGGAAUUCGCGAAGAAGGCAGAUGAGGGGUUCAGUUUGAGAAGUUAGGGACUGUUUGGUUUGUUUAAAUUUUAAAAUUUUAUUAGGGGUAUAUAAGUCAUUUAUCAUUAGAGUUAGGGCGACCGUUAGCAAUUUUAAGGGCGACAUUUAGCGAUUCAGAUUAGUAAUUAUUUAACCCAAAUUGUAAUGAUGCACGGGAUGUGUGUUAGAGAGUGGUAUAAGAUUCACGAUUGAAUCUCUUUCAACAACUCGAGUUAUUGAGAUCAACUGGUUCUCGACAUGGUAUCAGAGCCUAGAACCGAAAGGUCAUGUGUUCGAAUCUCCACGACCCUCAAUAUUAACCGUUGUCUUUCAAGCACAUGGCAUAGUAGACAUGUGCAAACUUCAAGCCCAUGAGUUGGCUUCCGUUUGAGAGGGCGUGUUGAAACUCCUAUGAAUCCCUAAAUCAAGACUUCCAACUUCCAAGGGUAAGAAUGAGACCAUAAGAAAAUCACAAUUUGGGUUGUUACUAAUACAGACGACUUUUACAUAAGAAAGCCAUAAAAAUUCAAAUCAUAGUUCAUUUGGGAUGUCAAUAUUAUAGUCACGCUAAAUUGAGACCUACAUAUAAGUUAGUAUGGAUCGGUAUGGGUUGAAACUUGAAAUUUUUUCAUCCAAGAUACUAAGGAUGUCAAAUUAUUUAAAAUAUCCAUGUAUACAGCUUAAACUUUGGUUAAUCUAAGAUGGCAAGAUCACAGAUUUUAAGAUGAAUACCUUUCAAUUUUUUCCCCUUUUGCAAUGAAUUGAAUUCAAUUUUUUCCCCCUUUUACAACUCAACUUUGAUACAUUUGAUGGGCCGGAUUUCAGGUUACUGGGCCGGAUAGCACUCCGACGUGGCCCAAUAUCACGUCCCUUUGAGAAAAAAAUUAAAACUAAAACAGACACUCAGAAAAAAAAACGGAAAAUCCGCGAAAAAGAAGGAAAAUGAGAAGCUUAAGCCGAGCAUCUGCGCUCUGUAAAUCGAGCUGCUUCCUCACCCCAUCAUCUUCACUCGCUCUGCCUCCCACCACUCGCUUCCGGUUCAACUCGUUCGAAUCCACUUCCCAGUCUCGCUCUAAUCGCCAUCGCAUGGCCGCCGCCGCCGAUACUCCUCCCACCGACGGCGCCGCCGCCCCUUCUCCUUCUUCCUCUUCCGCGGCUUCCGCCAUUGAUUUCCUCUCCCUCUGCCAUCAACUCAAGACGACGAAGAGGGCUGGAUGGGUGAAGAGGGAUGUUAGGGAUCCGGAAUCCAUUGCUGAUCAUAUGUACAGAAUGGGGUUAAUGGGUUUGAUUCUUCCAGACAUUCCUGGCAUCAACCGUGACAAGUGUGUGAAGAUGGCGAUUGUUCAUGAUAUAGCUGAAGCUAUUGUGGGUGACAUUACCCCAUCAGAUGGUGUUCCAAAGGAAGAGAAGAGCCGAAAAGAGGCAGAAGCUUUGGAUCAUAUGUGCAAACUGUUAGGUGGAGGGUCGAGAGCUGAGGAGAUAGCACAGUUAUGGAAAGAGUAUGAGGAUAAUUCUUCCCCUGAAGCCAAGAUGGUGAAGGACUUUGACAAGGUGGAGAUGAUACUUCAGGCUUUAGAAUAUGAAAAUGAACAAGGAAAGGAUUUGGAGGAAUUCUUCCAGUCAACUGCUGGCAAGUUUCAGACAGAUGUAGGCAAAGCUUGGGCCUUGGAGAUAGCAUCCAGAAGGAAAGGUAAGUAGCUGGAAACAGGAGCACAGUUAAAACUUGCAUAACCUUUGCUGACCUUGAGCCCAAAAGAAAAACACCCUGAGCUCUUACUUCAUGACCAUUCACUAGUUUUCUG
Molecule: messenger RNA, 2547 nt
Organism: Linum trigynum
Lineage: Eukaryota; Viridiplantae; Streptophyta; Magnoliopsida; Malpighiales; Linaceae
Source: the annotation of a GenBank genome assembly